This is a messenger RNA of Gambusia affinis (western mosquitofish), 849 nucleotides long. RefSeq names its product trypsin-like. Gene Ontology annotation, biological process: proteolysis. Gene Ontology annotation, molecular function: serine-type endopeptidase activity. NCBI's taxonomy places the organism in Eukaryota, Metazoa, Chordata, Actinopteri, Cyprinodontiformes, Poeciliidae. The transcript has 6 exons. The record is from RefSeq and is a predicted model, not a curated record. The coding region runs from base 1 to 753 and encodes 250 amino acids.
AUGGCUCUGCUGAAGGUUCUGCUGCUGCUGGGGCUGGGUGUUUCAGUGAACUCAGGUGUUUCUCUGCAGAAGAGAAUCAUUGGAGGUCAAAACUGUCAAGACACGAAGCGUCUUUAUCAUGUUCGACUGGAGAGCGGCAAUGGUACUCAUGUCUACCGCUGUGGAGGAUCUCUGAUCCACUCUCAGUGGAUUCUGACUGCAGCUCACUGCUGGCAGUCUGGGCCAGGAUGGACUAACGAAGCAGUGAUAAAAGUUCAUCCACGGUCUGCAGGGCAGCAGAGACAGGUGAUCCAACAAGCUCCUGUGAUUUAUACUCUCAACAACCAGCAGCAUGACAUCAUGUUGCUGAAGCUUCAGACACCAGUAAGAGAUGUCUCAGUUGGUCAGCUACCAGAUUGCAGAUAUCGUCUUCAUAUAGGCGAUGUUGUUCAGCUGGCAGGAGAAGGAGCAACGACAACCGGCCCCAAUAAUCAGCGAUUACCCCCCGGUGGUGAUUUUUCACCUCAUCUUCAGUGUGUCAACAUGCUAGUUGUUCAGCUUUUCGUCCACCUGCCUAGACGUGGGACUUUAUUCCAUGUUGAAGCACAGAACAAGGAUAUCUGCUAUGGUGACACUGGUGGAGCAGUGCUGAACAACAACAUGAUUUAUGGCGUAAUUUCUUUUGGUGGACAAGAUGCAUGUCAGAAUCCAGCUGCAAUCAUGGACGUGUGUGAAUACAAGAAGUGGAUUAAUAGAAAAAUUGGGUAUAAUUAAAACAUAAACUAUAAUAAAAUAUAUUUCUCAUCAAAUUUCUUCUCACAAAUUUUAUAAUUGUAUCUUCAUCGGUUCGAUCCACUUGUUUGUAGAAUU